CAGAACUCAGCUGUGACUAUAAAGACUCGCCUAUAAUUUCUCCGCCGACCAAAGACCGCUGCUUGAGCUUUGCUUGUUUGCUUCCUAUUUUUUCAACGGUACUCACCGUCUGACUGAUCCAAGAUUUUACACUUGUUGAAGAGACACACUUAAUACUUCAGUGAAUUGCUCAGCGCAGGUGAUUCAAGACCUUGCAAAGCACGUCUUGCUUCUUGAACGGAGGAGAGGAAGAUAUGGCAUCCUCUGAUAACUUGGAAGUUGUUGCAAGAGAAGUGAAGGAGAGAGAAAACAAAGAUGAGGACAAGGACGAAGACAAGGGGGGCUUCAUUGAAAAGGUUAAGGAUUUCAUUCAUGACAUCGGGGAGAAGAUUGAGGGGGCUGUUGGAUUUGGAAAGCCUAGUGCAGAUGUUGCUGCCGUUCACAUUCCUAAAAUCAAUUUGAAGAUGAUAGAGAUUGUUGUUGACGUGCUGAUCACAAACCCUAAUCCAAUUCCGAUCCCCCUCGUAGACAUAAACUACCUUAUUGAAAGCGAUGGGAGGAAACUUGUGUCUGGAUUAAUCCCAGAUGCGGGAACAAUCCAUGCUCAUGGUUCAGAAACAGUCAAGAUACCCGUGACAUUGAUCUAUGAUGAUAUAAAGAGCACCUAUACUGAUAUCAAGCCAGGAAGCAUUAUUCCGUACAAAAUCAAGGUUGAUCUUAUAGUGGAUGUACCUAUUUUUGGAAGGAUUACUCUGCCUUUAAAGAAGACAGGCGAGAUCCCUGUUCCAUAUAAGCCUGACAUUGAUGUUGAUAAGAUUAAGUUUGAGAAGUUCUCAUUUGAAGAAACUACUGCAGCUCUCCACCUCUCUCUUGAGAACAAAAAUGACUUUGACUUGGGACUAAAUUUGUUAGAAUAUGAAUUCUGGCUUUCUGAUGUUAGCAUUGCGAGUGCAGAGCUCACAAAAACUACAAAACUUGAGAAGAAUGGAAUUACUCAUAUGGAGAUUCCCAUAUCUUUCAAGCCUAAGGACUUCGGUUCUGCUGUAUGGGACAUGAUUAGGGGAAGGGGUACUGGUUAUUCAAUGAAGGGUAAUAUUGAUGUGGACACUCCCUUUGGACAAAUGAAAUUGCCCAUCAGCAAGGAAGGAGGAACUACGCGCCUCAAGAAAGAGGAUGACGACGACGACGACGAGGACUAGAGGGUUGGUGCUAGGGAGUAUGCGUGCAGAGAGUAUUUCAUGAGUUCUGUAAUUCUUCGUAUGCUCCAGAUUCUCUUAUUGUAUUAAGUGAUCUCUGGUGUGAUCUUGUGUUGUGUUGUUUGAGCUAGCACAUCAAGGGCCAUGGUUAUGUUGGACUUGAGACAUGUUUUGUUCGCUUUUACUUAUUUCUCCUUGAGAGUUUCUAUAAUAAAUAGACUGAAUAGUAAAAAGGCUUCCUUCUUAA
This is a messenger RNA of Asparagus officinalis (garden asparagus), 1422 nucleotides long. RefSeq lists its product as uncharacterized. Gene Ontology annotation, biological process: response to desiccation. Bases 234 to 1178 code for a protein of 314 amino acids. The transcript is spliced from 5 exons. The record is from RefSeq and is a predicted model, not a curated record. NCBI's taxonomy places the organism in Eukaryota, Viridiplantae, Streptophyta, Magnoliopsida, Asparagales, Asparagaceae. Gene Ontology annotation, cellular component: cytosol.